Molecule: messenger RNA, 1410 nt
Organism: Mustela erminea (ermine)
Lineage: Eukaryota; Metazoa; Chordata; Mammalia; Carnivora; Mustelidae
Gene: DERA
Product: deoxyribose-phosphate aldolase
Exons: 9
Coding region: 289-1245 (318 amino acids)
Biological process (GO): deoxyribonucleotide catabolic process; carbohydrate catabolic process
Cellular component (GO): cytoplasm
Molecular function (GO): deoxyribose-phosphate aldolase activity
Source: RefSeq, a predicted model, not a curated record
AAAAAAAAAAAAACGGGUUUUGGUAGCAUUAUUUCGGGAGCCAGUGCUCGAGCCCCACAGCUGGGGGCAGAAGACAAGAGAGGGGCGGCAGGACCACCCCGCAGGGCCGCGGACCGGGGUCGCACCGGAGGUCGAACGUGGGGACCGAGGUCGGACGUGAAGACCGAGGUCCACGGCCCUGCCCCCAGAGGGAGCGGGGCGGGGCGAGCGCAGCGACGCCGAGAGGCGGGCGGGAAGCAGGAAGGGCUGGGCGGAGAGGAGCCGGCGACUGCUGCAGCGGCCCGCACCAUGUCCGCGCGCAACCGGGGCACGGAGCUGGACCUUAGCUGGAUCUCCAAAGUACAGGUGAAUCAACCCGCAGUUCUGAGGCGUGCAGAACAAAUCCAGGCUCGCAGAACUGUGAAGAAGGAGUGGCAGGCUGCUUGGCUCCUGAAAGCUGUUACCUUUAUAGAUCUUACUACACUUGCAGGCGAUGACACAUCUUCCAACGUUCAAAGGCUCUGUUAUAAAGCCAAGUAUCCAAUCCGGGAAGAUCUCUUAAAAACUUUAAACAUGCAUGAUAAAGGGCUCACGACUGCGGCCGUUUGUGUUUAUCCCGCGAGGGUGUGUGAUGCUGUUAAAGCGCUGAAGGCCGCAGGCUGUACCAUCCCAGUGGCUUCAGUGGCCACUGGCUUUCCAGCUGGACAGACUCGUUUAAAAACACGAUUAGAAGAGAUCAGAUUGGCUGUGGAGGAUGGAGCUACGGAAAUCGAUGUGGUGAUUAACAGGACGUUGGUGCUGACAGGCCAGUGGGAAGCCCUGUAUGAUGAGAUCCGUCAGUUUCGCAAGGCCUGUGGGGAGGCUCAUCUGAAAACCAUCUUAGCAACAGGAGAACUUGGAUCUCUUACUAAUGUCUAUAAAGCCAGUAUGAUAGCAAUGAUGGCAGGAUCAGAUUUUAUUAAGACCUCUACUGGAAAAGAAACAGUAAAUGCCACUUUCCCGGUAGCUAUAGUAAUGCUACGGGCCAUUAGAGAUUUCUUCUGGAAAACUGGAAACAAGGUAGGCUUUAAACCAGCAGGAGGCAUCCGCAAUGCCAAGGAUUCCCUUGCUUGGCUCUCUCUCGUGAAGGAAGAGCUGGGCGAUGAAUGGCUGACGCCAGAACUCUUCCGAAUAGGCGCCAGUACGCUGCUUUCGGACAUUGAGAGACAGAUUUACCAUCACGUGACUGGAAGAUAUGCGGCCUAUCAUGAUCUUCCGAUGUCUUAAGUCAGUGACCAGUUCCAGGAGAGUUCUUUAUAGCAAUGUUUAAAAUGUGUUUUUCUAUAUAAUUGCGAAAAUUGUUUGAUUAAAAUGUGAGGGAAUGGAUAGGUAACUGACUUUUUUUCCCUUAAAACUUUCACUGAAUUUAAUUCAAAGAGUGAAAGAAAAAAA